AGAGAGCAAGAGAGCAAUGCUCUUCAAGGACAAUACAAUUAGGAUUACAAGAAUCGACAACAGCGCAAAGGAGAGCGCGACGCCAGGCCGAUAUAAGGCCCCUGGCGCUUCCUCGCGGCUCAGUCUCGGCGCCGACGUCCUCCUCAGGCUGUGCUUCUAGCCCCGUUAAGAUGAGCCCAACGGCAAUAGUAAGCUUGCUGUUCCUGGUGGCCUUGGCGACAACCGGAGCCUUCGCUGGCAACGAGACCGUCCUGGCGGGCUUCCCGGCCCUGGGCCAUCGCUUCCGCAACUGCCACGAGGUGCAGCAGGCCAUCGCCGGCAGCGCCGACGGCGUGUACGUGAUCUUCCCGUACGACUGCUGCCCCGAGCGGCCCGUGCGCGUGUGGUGCGACAUGACGAGCGACGGCGGCGGCUGGACGCUGAUCCAGCGGCGCGACGACUACGCUGAGCAGGAGGACUUCUUCCGGACGUGGACCGAGUACGUCCUCGGCUUCGGCAACGUGGCCAAGGACCACUGGCUCGGCCUCGACCACAUCCACGCACUCACGAGCCAGAGCCUGAGCCAGAUCCGCUUCGACCUGGCCGACUUCGAGGGCGAGUCCCGCUGGGCCAAGUACGACUUCUUCUACGUGCACGACAAAAGCAACUCCUACAAGCUCGAAGUGAACUCCUACAGCGGCGACGCCGGAGACUCUGUCACUGGCCACAGCGGGAAUAGAUUUUCCACCAAGGAUCGCGACCAUGACCUGGCGGAUUUAAACUGCGCACAAUCGUACAAGGGCGCUUGGUGGUACACGAAAUGUCACUCGACGAAUCUCAACGGCGUGUACUACAGGGGACACCACGAGUCAUAUGCAGAUGGCAUUAACUGGGUUAACUGGCACGGACACCAUUACUCCUUGAAGACAGUGACCAUGAAGAUCAAACCAAGAUUCUAAAAGAUGGUC
Messenger RNA from Penaeus indicus, 947 nucleotides. Its product is annotated as techylectin-5A-like. The record is from RefSeq and is a predicted model, not a curated record. Lineage: Eukaryota; Metazoa; Arthropoda; Malacostraca; Decapoda; Penaeidae. The transcript is spliced from 3 exons. Bases 171 to 938 code for a protein of 255 amino acids.